CAUUUCGAUAACGUAUACGAACCCAACAACACGACAAAUCACAACAGAUAUCGAUUAAAAAUGACUAGCAAUAAGCUACAAGUUUUGUGUUUGUUUGUAUUAACUAUUUGCAUUGCGAUAAUAAACAAUACAAAAUGCGAUUCAGCAGAAGAUUGCCGUGAUGAGAUUCGUACGACCACAUGCCGUAAUCAGAUUUGUAAGACCAACCAUAUGAUUUCGAUUUUAAAUAAUGAUCAAAAAUACAUACUGGUUGAACAUCUCAUGCAUGAACUCAAACGUUAUGAUAAAAUAUCGACACUGCUUUACCCGCCAGUUGCCGAGUUGUUGUCAAGCAGAGGCAGGGCUAGAGCUUUUAGUUUAAGAUACAACAUCGAACGGGGAAUUCAACAUGCAAUGAGUGAUAUCAUAGUUGCCGAGUUGUUGUCAAACAGAGGCAGAGCGAGAGCUUUAGAUUCAAUAAUUACCAACGAACGGAUUCUACAAGAUGCAUUAAUAUUUAUCAUAGGGUCAGAGACAACAAUUGAUUUAGAUAACACAGAUUCCUAUGAUUCGGCAGUGGAGAACAGAAAUAAUAUUUUAAAGAAAUUAUUUCAAGAUGUUCUCAAAAAUAUUAUGAAAAACGUCCAAAUGUGCACGGGUAAAGAAAGAACAAAAUGUUUAUUGGUCGGGUUAAUCAAGCGUGCAGAUAAUCCUCAGUUUGUAUACACACAAGGGUGUAAUGAUCACCUUGUAUGCGUUAUAACUAAGGUAAGAGAGAUUACGGUAGGCGGUGUUUCACGAAUCGCCACGCAAGAAGUGGAAUAUCAUCAAGACCGGAGACUUGACACCAGCCAGGGUCAAUUAGAAUACACGACCGUAAGUGUAGCAGGCCCCACAGGCGAGUAGUAAAUUUAAUUGCAUAUUCAUGUUGCUUGUAUUUUAGUUAAGACCACUGUACUAACUAUUAAAU
This is a messenger RNA of Adelges cooleyi (spruce gall adelgid), 949 nucleotides long. RefSeq lists its product as uncharacterized. Bases 61 to 885 code for a protein of 274 amino acids. The transcript is spliced from 14 exons. The record is from RefSeq and is a predicted model, not a curated record. Lineage: Eukaryota; Metazoa; Arthropoda; Insecta; Hemiptera; Adelgidae.